Messenger RNA from Phyllostomus discolor (pale spear-nosed bat), 3983 nucleotides. RefSeq names its product zinc finger protein 322 (gene ZNF322). Lineage: Eukaryota; Metazoa; Chordata; Mammalia; Chiroptera; Phyllostomidae. Gene Ontology annotation, biological process: negative regulation of transcription by RNA polymerase II. Bases 832 to 2058 code for a protein of 408 amino acids. The transcript has 3 exons. Gene Ontology annotation, molecular function: DNA-binding transcription repressor activity, RNA polymerase II-specific. The record is from RefSeq and is a predicted model, not a curated record.
GGCGGACUGGAACCCCGCGGCCUAGACCCUGGGAGCCGCCCUGCUCCGCGCGUCCGCGUGGCUCUGGGACCUCCGACCCCGGACCGAAAGGCGGUCAAUGAAAAGUUGAAAAAAGAGAAGCUCGGCGUAGUGGUUCUUGCGGACAGUAACAGUGAACACUGCGGGGCAGUUUUCUAAGUGACCUGUGCCUUUCGUCUUGGGGAAGAAACCCGCAGGCCUUGAAUGGAGCCCUCCCACCCCCGUCUUUACUGCAGACAUUAGUUAUUGUUGCAUUCGCAUCUAGAUGCAGGGCAAUCCGGUUGCUUUAAUCACUCCAUAGCCAUUUUUGGAAACUGCAUUAUAUGUAACUUUUUUAUACGCACUUACCAGUGCUAGAAGAAUGGGUCCGUGACCUUAGAGGUUGCCAUAAUACAAACAAAAAACAAUUAGCAAAAGAGGCCUUGGGGCUUUAUUAUGAAGUUAAUUAUUGUCCGGAAGGAUUCUUGAUAAUUUUGUAUUGAAAUGGGAAGGAACUGUGGCUACCAGUAGCGGGUACUUCUUGCAGCAGAAACAGAAUGCAAGCAGAGGUGAGAAAAGAAUGCAAUCUUCAUCAAGAAGUCAAAGUCUCAGGACCAGGAAGUGAAUGCUGCUCUCCCUCCGCUACAUUCCAGUGUUGGAAAUACCAAGUAAGGAAUUAGUGUAUAUGAUGCUGGAAACCUGUAGAGAUGCACAGCUCAUGACUCAAAGGCCUAAAACGGGCGUAUCUUCCAAGUUCUUAUCAGGAAAAUGACAGUGGAGAAGAUGACGGGCCAGGGUGGCCAGUGGGAAGCGCCCUAGGAGGGAGCCACAGAGAUGUACACUUCAGAAGAGAGGCGUGAUCAGAGAACUCGGAGAAGGACAGUGUAUCGUGUGUGCCCUCAGAAGGGUCAGAAGAUCUUUAUUCGUGUGCAUGAGAUUACUCAUAUAGAUGAUCACUUAUACCAGUGCCUUGAAUGUGAGCAAAACUUCUGCGAAAACUUAGCUCUUAUUAUGUGUGAGAGAACCCACAGUGGAGAGAAACCUUAUCGAUGUGAUAUGUGUGAGAAAACCUUCAUCCAGCGCUCAGAUCUCAUUUCACACCAGAGGAUCCACAAUUAUGAGAAACCCUAUAAAUGUAGCAAAUGUGAGAAGAGCUUCUGGCACCACUUAGCCCUUUCAGGGCACCAGAGAACACAUGCAGGUAAAAAAUUCUAUACGUGUGACAUUUGUGGCAAGAAUUUUGGACAGAGCUCUGAUCUGCUCGUCCACCAGCGAAGCCACACUGGCGAGAAACCGUACCUGUGCAGCGAGUGUGAUAAGUGCUUCAGUCGAAGUACGAACCUCAUUCGCCACCGAAGAACUCACACUGGCGAGAAACCAUUUAAGUGUCUGGAGUGUGAAAAAGCUUUUAGUGGGAAGUCGGAUCUCAUUAGCCACCAGAGAACUCACACUGGCGAAAGGCCCUACAAGUGUAACAAGUGUGAGAAGAGCUACCGACACCGCUCAGCCUUCAUUGUUCACAAGAGAGUCCACACCGGGGAGAAGCCCUACAAGUGCGGCGCCUGUGAGAAGUGCUUUGGCCAGAAGUCAGACCUCAUUGUCCACCAGAGGGUCCACACCGGGGAGAAGCCCUACAAGUGCUUGGAAUGUAUGAGAAGUUUCACUCGCAGUGCCAACCUAAUCAGGCACCAGGCCACUCACACGCACACUUUUAAAUGCCUUGAAUAUGAGAAAAGUUUCAGCUGUGGCUCAGACCUUAUUGUGCAUCAAAGAAUUCACAUGGAAGAGAAGCCCCAUCAGUGGCCUGCCUGUGAGAGCGGCUUCCUCCUGGGCAUGGGCUUUGUUGCCCAGCCGAAAAUGAGAACUCAGACGGAGGAGCUGCGUUACCCGUACAGUGUGUGUGACAAAGGCUUCCGCCAGAGUUCGGCCCUCCUGCAGCACCAGACGGUCCACGGUGGCGAGAAGCCCUGUGUCUGUAACGCAGGGGAGAAGGGGCUUGAGCUCAGCCCUCCCCGUGCACCAGAAGCCUCACAAACGUCUUGGCCGGACAAGAAGUUAUAACACCAUAAAAAAAAAACACUUAUGAGUCAGAGAACUCAUUAAAAUGAGGAACUCUAGGCAAAACUUAGGUUUUUCUAAGAGCUCAGACUUCAGUGGGGACCAGAGACUCUGCGAUUGCAGGAAGCUGGGAAGUGGUUUGCCCAGAGAGCUGCCCUAACAGAAUCCUACCGGUCACUCCAACGAGCAACCUUCCAAGGCCCUGAGGCUUGGAAAACCUUUAAUCUGAGCUCCGAUCUGGUCACUCACAGGGGACUCGUACCAGUGGCAAACCUUGCAGAUGCUGAGACGGGGAGAGCCUCCAGGCCACGCUCACUCCUCUCCCUCCGGGAAGUUCGCACCAGAGGACAAUGCCCUUGGUGUGCACAACCCACUGACGCCAGAGAGCCCACACUCGGGAGAAACCCCAGAAAGUGUGGUAAAAGCUUCCAAAGGAACUGUGACUUUCCUCACCAUCAGAAAAGCCAUAUCGGUGACAAUUUAGGUAUUUGUCUUGAGUGUGGCAAAGCACUAGAUGGAGAGCCUUCUUGGGUUUGCAUCAACAACAACAAAACCGAUCUGAGAAGAAACCUUAUGAAGUCUGAGGGAGAAAAGCUGCCAGCCAUCAGCUCCUUUGGUUGGCACACCAGGGAACCCACACGUGUGAAAAACCCCAUAAAUAUCUUGAGUCUGAAAAAAGCCUUGCUAGAAACCUGCACCUCUGGGCCCCAAAGAACCUACUCUGUGGAGAAUCGUGCUCUAGUGAGAGAUCUAAUCGGGGGUGGUGUACAUAUAGUAGGUGUGAGAAUAGCCAUGUUCCCAGUUAGCUGACCCGUGUGUAGAGGUGACUUUCAUGGAGUCCAUACCUGGACAGUUCUUAGAAGCCCAGCUCGUUGUGGGAGGAGCUCGGGCAGAUCAGAGCAGGCCUGAUGGGAAACUCAGGUAAAGAUCCUUUUCUUUUAUCUCAACCACUUCAUUAUGAUCGCUUUACUUUCUCUUUUUAAAAUGUGGAAAUCCAAUAAAGGAAAGGACUGUGCCCUGUGACAGACGGUGUGGCAUGUGUUACUGUGGGGGACAGCAGAAGACUGACUUUGCCUUAUGGUGGUUACUAUUUUUGAAAAAAUUCUUGGCCAGAUUGGGGACUGGUUUUGACAAGUCGCUUAGGGAACUUGCUGGAAGUGGAAACAGCCAGGCAGGUGGGGAGCUGCUCUCCUGGGUCAGGACUCCCAGAAGCUUCCCCUUUGCAGGGCCAACUUCACACACAGGCGGGACACUUGGCGUUUCACACUUGGUGUGAGUGGGGGCGAACCCUCAAAGGUUUCCUUUCCCGAAAAUGUCUGAGUAUCACUGGUGUUUGAAAUUUCUGCUUUAGAGAUUCAUCUCUUUUCAACUCGGAAACUCCAGCUUGAGGAGCAGUUAUGGUGUUGCUAGUAUCCACAUCUUUGUGGCUUCGUGUGCCACCCCUCCCGGUGCUAACACCUCCUUAGCAGCUCCCCUCCCUGCAGAAUGGCAACGGGAGGCCUGCAAGGACGUCCGGCCUGUGCAGGCAGGUGAUACCUGGUGACGCUUUGUCAGUGGAGCAGCUGUGCUUCUGGUUUUGAGGUUCCUACCUCCAAAGCCAGUGUUCUUUUCUCUCCAUUAUCCUGCUGUUUGAUUCAGUCCCGUAAUGACAUGCCUUUCAUUUGUUUCAGUUCUGCCAAGAAAGGAGAGACUACUUUUUAUUCCCAGGGAAAGGAUUGCAAUCACUACAAUAUAAGGUAUUUAUUUGGCUUGGAAUGUAGGAUUCUAAACGCUAGAAGGGAAAAGUAGUUGCUAAAUUUAUCAGAGGUUUAGGGAUUAGCACUUAUUUCUAGUUUAACAGAAUAACUAUUAUAUUCAACAUUCUCUAGAAGUACUAUAAUCCAGGGAUCUAUAAAUGAACAGUUCUGAGGGGAUUUUUCCCCUCAAAA